GCUGUACAUAUAUCACUGUUAUUCUGAGUAAUUCUGUGUGAUCCCCAGAAGGAGUCACUGCGGAUGGAGAAGGAGAGCCGCCCGUCCUGGGAACAGCCCGCGCAGUUCGUCCUCGCGUGCGUCUCCUACGCCGUAGGGCUCGGCAACGUGUGGCGCUUCCCCUACCUUUGUCAGAUGCACGGAGGAGGUGGCUUCCUCAUCCCCUACCUGAUUAUGUUAGUCCUCGAAGGUGUGCCGCUUUUCUACAUGGAACUGGCUGUAGGGCAGAAGAUGCGGCUGGGCAGUAUCGGGGCUUGGAGUGCCAUUAGCCCCUACUUGGGUGGUGUAGGUAUUGCAAGUGUUGUGGCAUCUAUUUACCUGUGUUUAUAUUACAAUGUGAUCAACGCUUGGUCAUUCUGGUACCUCUUUCAUUCCUUCCAGGAGGUCUUACCAUGGGCAGAAUGUCCGCUGAACAGUAACCACACGGGCUAUCUGGAUGAGUGUAGAAAAGCCACAGCCACUCAGUACUUCUUCUACAGGGAGACCCUGAAUAUCACAUCGGCUAUCAGUGAUGGAGGUGGUGUCCAUGUGGGUCAGGCUCUCUGUCUCCUACUGGCUUGGAUGGUGGUUUACCUUUGCAUCAUCCGAGGCAUAGCAUCCACUGGAAAGGUGGUGUACUUCACAGCCACCUUCCCCUACUUGGUGCUCUUUGUCUACCUUAUUCGAGGACUCACCUUGCAUGGAGCUUUGAAUGGACUGAAAUACAUGUUCACACCCAAGCUGGAGCAGCUGGCUAACCCCACAACAUGGAUCAAUGCAGCUACUCAGAUCUUUUACUCCCUGGGGCUUGGAUUUGGCUCCCUCAUCGCUUUUGCCAGCUACAAUCAUCACAACAACAACUUUGAGCGGCAGGCUAUUGCCGUGUCACUGAUCAACAGCAGCACCUCCAUCUUCGCUUGCAUUGUCACUUUCUCCAUCUACGGCUUUAAAGCAACCUUGAACUACGAGUCGUGCCUGGAGAGGGUGAAAUUGCUCCUGUUAAACACCUUCAGCCUGGCGGAAGACACCAUUAAUGUGGACAACAUUACCUACUGGAUUACUGAACUAAACAAAACACAUCCAAACCAGUUUGCAGACUUAUUACCCAAGCUGGAAAGCUGUGACCUGGAGGCUGAACUGGACACGGCUGUGGAAGGCACGGGACUAGCCUUCAUUGUGUACACUGAAGCCAUCAAGAACAUGCCCCUGCCACAACUGUGGUCCGUGCUCUACUUUUUUAUGUUGCUUCUACUGGGCUUGGGGAGCAUGCUGGGAAACGUGACGGCAGUCACCACCCCAUUGCGUGACUUACGCUUCGUGACCCACUAUCUCAGCAAUGAGACCACGAACGGCCUGGUAUGUCUGUUCUGCCUGGUGCUCGGCCUGGGCUUCACCACCCGCUCGGGAAACUACUGGCUCACCAUGUUCAAUGACUACGGUGCCACCUUUGCCCUGCUGCUCAUCGUUCUCAUUGAGAUCAUCAGCGUGUGCUAUAUCUAUGGACUGGAACAGUUUGCAAAAGACAUUGAAGACAUGAUUGGGCACCGACCUAACUGGUAUUGGAAAAUUGUGUGGGCUAUUGUAAGCCCCCUCAUCAUCAUCAUGUUGUUCAUCUUUUACAUUAUCAAUUACAUCAUGGGGGGAACACCCACUUACCAAGCAUGGGAUAAAGACUUGGGUCAGUCAGUGACAACUCCUUACCCGCCAUAUGCCCAGGCCUUCAUCAUACUGCUCCUGGUAUCCUCCAUCAUCUGCAUUCCACUCAGUGCACUUUACACUUACUGCAACAGGCAGAGGCCUGAGAGCACCAUUUCAGUUUAGGAUGUAGGAGCUGAGCUGGGGGAGCUGGACUACCAGCCACAUUAUCAAAAUGAUUCCUCUACCUUCUCCG
Scleropages formosus (Asian bonytongue) is the source of this 1909-nucleotide messenger RNA. Its product is annotated as sodium- and chloride-dependent transporter XTRP3-like. Lineage: Eukaryota; Metazoa; Chordata; Actinopteri; Osteoglossiformes; Osteoglossidae. Bases 64 to 1839 code for a protein of 591 amino acids. The record is from RefSeq and is a predicted model, not a curated record. Gene Ontology annotation, molecular function: proline:sodium symporter activity; L-proline transmembrane transporter activity. Gene Ontology annotation, biological process: L-proline import across plasma membrane; glycine transport; sodium ion transmembrane transport. The transcript is spliced from 11 exons. Gene Ontology annotation, cellular component: apical plasma membrane; plasma membrane.